CUGUUCGUGCGGCGAUCCGAUAGGCGCGCUUUCUCUCUCUAAAUCGCUCCUCCGUUCCUCCGUCACGAGAUACCGGAAAAUACCUUGAACUCGCAGUCGCCGCCGUCAUCAUCAUCGCCAUUUCAAAACUUGUCUUCGUUUUCACUCAUAUAUACGUGUCGGAAAAAUCACGAAUUCUGAUCGCUUGAUUUUGCAGUUAUCAAUAUUCAAAUCAAUGGACCGAAAGUCAAUUCCUAAAAAUUGUUGUAGGAUUUGGAUUCGACGAUCUCCUGAGAGCUGCAUCUGCGUGGUGUUCGACGUUCAAUAGGACUUCUUUUAUAAUUGAUAUUUGAUUUUAGCGAUCGGUUCAAAUGGAGAAAAAGAAGUAUCCGGUCGGAGCAGAGCACUAUGUGCUGUAUGAGGAGAUAGGACAAGGUGUCAGUGCCUCAGUUUUUCGAGCUUUGUGCAUCCCUAGUAACGAGAUUGUUGCUAUUAAAGUACUCGAUUUUGAACGUGGCAACAGCGAUUUGAACAAUAUAUCGCGUGAGGCUCAGACAAUGAUCCUGGUUGAUCAUCCAAAUGUUCUUAAAUCACAUUGUUCCUUCGUAAAUGACCAUAACCUAUGGGUUGUCAUGCCUUUUAUGCCUGGUGGUUCUUGCCUUCAUAUAUUGAAGUCUGCCCAUCCCGAGGGUUUUGAGGAAGUUGUUAUUGCAACUAUACUGCGAGAGGUAUUAAAGGCACUGGAGUAUCUUCACCAUCAUGGCCUCAUUCAUCGAGAUGUCAAAGCUGGAAACAUUCUCAUUUGCGAGCGUGGUUCAAUCAAGCUGGGAGAUCUUGGUGUUUCCGCUUGCCUAUUUGAUUCUGGUGAUAGACAACGGACGAGGAAUACAUUUGUUGGGACACCAUGCUGGAUGGCGCCUGAGGUUAUGGAACAAUUGCAUGGCUAUGACUUCAAGGCUGAUAUCUGGUCCUUUGGCAUAACGGCUCUGGAGCUUGCUCAUGGGCAUGCUCCUUUCUCGAAGUAUCCUCCAAUGAAGGUUUUGCUCAUGACCUUGCAAAAUGCACCUCCUGGUCUUGAUUAUGAGAGGGACAAGAAGUUCUCUAAGUCUUUUAAGCAGAUGAUUGCAAGUUGCCUGGUUAAAGAUCCUUCAAAACGUCCUUCUGCAAAGAAGCUUCUGAAGCAUUCUUUUUUCAAACAAGCUAAAUCGAAUGAAUUUAUAGCACGCAAGCUUUUGGAAGGACUGCCUACACUUGGUGAUCGCCUUCAAGCAUUGAAGAGAAAGGAAGAAGAUAUGCUUGUGCAAAAGAAGAUACCUGAUGGACAGAAGGAAGAAAUGUCACAGAACGAAUAUAAAAGAGGGAUUAGUGGCUGGAACUUCGACCUUGAAGAUGUAAAAGCUCAGGCUUCCUUGAUCCAGGAUGAGGAGUCUAUAUCUGACAAAGACCAAUUAGGGAACUCAAACUCUUUCAAUGGGACCGCAGCAGGUGAAAUAGACCUUCAGCAUGAAGUGGCGUAUAUGAAUGAGGCUUCAACAGAUUUAAUUCUAUGCAUUAUUUUUGCUUUUAGAAUAAUGACUAACAUUUUGCAGGCCGGAUCUGCUCCAAUUGUCAACAGUCCUGCAAAAUUCUCUGCAGGCAACUGUGAGAAACCUGUAGAUGCCUUGGGGUUUGCUAGAUCUGCCGAUGGGCACCUGAGUUUGCAGUAUUCUUCUUCCUCUGAUGAUAAUGGCAACAUGAUCAAUUAUGCUGGAAAACCUUACUUGGAUACUAAUGGAAAACCCUUCAAUUGUGUUGCAUCUCUUCCUCACCAAGGGGAAGCUUCAUCUGGAUGCAUUGUUGUGGAGGAGAAUGGCAAGUUGCAAGGUCAGAUACCUGUAGUCCGUAGUUGUAAUGGAAUUCAAUUACUCCAGGUGGUAGAUGCAUCGACAUCUGAGUCCAUGUCGAAGACCUGUAAAACAACAUUAACUAGUGAUGAACAAGAUGAGAAGACAAAGUGCCCUGUGGUUCAACAGAAAGGGCGUUUUAAAGUGACCUCUGAGAAGGCCGAGGUCGAGAAGGGUGCUUCAUGUCCUGCAUUAUUAAAGAGUCCAAGCAUGCGGGUAAUAAUCCAACAUCCCACUGUCUCUCAACCGUCUCAAGGUGACACCUCUUCUAUGCCACAAAAUCAAACUACCCAUCUCCUUCCCCCUAUGGUUGCUGCUCAGCAGACAAAUAAUCUUCAACGGAAUGGCAAAUCAAGUUCAACAACGCAACUCUCUACUCCUGAUACAACAGCCAACAGCAGCACAGAUGGAGGAUCCACACCUGUCAACAUCAACGGACUAGAGAAAUCAAAGCUAGAGGCAGCCAACGAUAGGGAAAAGGAAUUACUCGAUGAAAUAACCGAUUUACAUCGGAGGCUCUUAUCUGCGCAGGAGGAGCUACAGAAAUACAAAGCUGGAAAUGCACAGGCAUGAGUUGUGUCGGAUUCAACCAACCACCUAAUCAGACAAAGCUUUUAUCAUCCAAGAUCGCUUUUGAAAUAAAAAGGUUCAAAUUGCUCAUGCACAUAUGCAUAAUUUUAGUUAUUAUUUCUUGUCGAGGGUUGUGGCAUAGUUUAUUCUUCUCUCCUUUACUGUUUUGGUCUUCACAUUCUUUUAAUGCGAAUACUGUUGGACAUUUUUACAUGUUUCUAGAUAAUUCUGUCCCCCUUCCUUUAAGGAUUGGUCAGUCAUAAUGUAACCAUCUCAAUGUGGUUAUGGUUCACUCAGCCAAUUACAAGAGGACCAGGUUAGGUUCCGUUAGAGAACAUAAGGUUAGUACCCCUUGGUCACAUUUCUGUAGGUAGUUACAUUUACAUACAAGUAAUUUUUUAGUAAUUUGUCCGG
Cynara cardunculus var. scolymus (artichoke) is the source of this 2846-nucleotide messenger RNA. RefSeq names its product serine/threonine-protein kinase OSR1-like. The record is from RefSeq and is a predicted model, not a curated record. Bases 351 to 2435 code for a protein of 694 amino acids. NCBI's taxonomy places the organism in Eukaryota, Viridiplantae, Streptophyta, Magnoliopsida, Asterales, Asteraceae. Gene Ontology annotation, biological process: protein phosphorylation. The transcript is spliced from 22 exons. Gene Ontology annotation, molecular function: ATP binding; protein kinase activity; protein serine/threonine kinase activator activity.